AUGCAGCUUGUCACUCCUUUUAUACUAGGCCUAGCGUGCCUUAUCAGAGCUAGUGCUAACCUAGAAUCUGAGAGUUCUGGUAAUACCGAGCUUGCAGUCCGCCAUACGGAUGGAUAUCGCUCUGUUGCCUACUUUGUCAACUGGGCAAUCUAUGGCCGUAACUUCAAUCCUCAGGACCUCCCGACCGAUAAACUGACGCAUGUACUAUACGCUUUUGCUAAUGUACACCCGGACACCGGAACAGUGUAUAUCUCAGAUCCUUGGGCCGACAUAGAGAAGCAUUAUUCUACUGAUUCCUGGAGCGAUACUGGAAACAAUGUUUAUGGAUGUGUGAAGCAGCUUUUUCUCCUUAAGAAGAAGAAUCGAAAUCUGAAGAUCCUGCUGUCUAUCGGGGGUUGGACUUACUCAGCUAACUUUGCUAAGCCCCUCGGCACUAUGGCGGGCCGUGCAAAUUUCGCUUCCUCCGCUAAAGAUCUGGUGGCGGAUCUUGGAUUUGAUGGUGUUGACAUCGACUGGGAGUAUCCUGCGGAUAGCACCCAGGCCGAUAAUAUGGUUUCAACGCUUCAACAAUUACGCUUGAGCCUGGAUACGUAUAGCGCCGCAGAAGCAAGUAACUACCACUUUUUGAUUAGCGUUGCAUGCCCAGCCGGACCAGCAAAUUACCAAAACCUCCAUAUAUCAGCCAUGGACAAGUACCUUGAUUUCUGGAACCUGAUGGCUUAUGAUUACUCUGGUACCUGGGACACCGCUGCUGGCCAUGACGCCAAUAUCUACCCCUCAACCAGCAACCCCUCUAGCACGCCCUUUAACACUGACCAAGCCAUUGACUACUACAUCUCACAAGGAGUGACAUCCGGCAAGAUUAACAUGGGUAUGCCACUUUACGGGCGCUCGUUUUUGAAUACGAAUGGGCCUGGUACGCUUUAUAGCGGUGUUGGCAGCGGUAGCUGGGAGAAUGGCGUCUGGGACUAUAAGGCGCUGCCACGGGCUGAGGCAAAUGUCAGCUACCUUGACCAACCUAUCGCUAGCUAUAGCUAUGAUGCGUCGCAAGAGAUGAUGAUAAGCUAUGACACCCCUCAAGUUGCGGAAAAGAAGGCAGAGUAUAUUAUGUCAAAAGGUCUGGGUGGUGGAAUGUGGUGGGAGAGCAGCGGUGACAAGAAAGGAUCUGAUAGCUUGAUCACAACGGUUAUUACAAAAUUUGGCGGUGUCGGUGCUCUAGAGCAAGUCGAGAACGAACUGGGGUACCCGUCCUCCCCUUAUGACAACCUGAAGGCUGGAUUUCCUUCCAACUAA
Molecule: messenger RNA, 1293 nt
Organism: Penicillium cataractarum
Lineage: Eukaryota; Fungi; Ascomycota; Eurotiomycetes; Eurotiales; Aspergillaceae
Product: glycoside hydrolase family 18 protein
Exons: 6
Coding region: 1-1293 (430 amino acids)
Biological process (GO): chitin catabolic process; carbohydrate metabolic process
Cellular component (GO): extracellular region
Molecular function (GO): chitinase activity; chitin binding
Source: RefSeq, a predicted model, not a curated record